AUGGCUUCCGGUCUCAUUUUCGACCCCACUGCCCUCCUCAGGGCUGCCCCCCUAGCCUCCAGCACCGGGACCGUCGCCCACGCCGUCCUCGAGCUCUUCGCCUUCUCAUCCUUCGUCCAACCGCACACGCGCAAAGAUGCGGACGGCCUGCUCCCCCGCGUCUUCCCUUACAUCUUCAACCGCUCUGUCUGCACCGUCGUUGCCCUCAACCUGACGACCGUCGUCUCUUCCAUUGCUAAUAUCCGAUCCCUGACCCACCGAUCGCCGUGGCCGCUCUCCCGCUCCACUUUCUACUGGGCGGGCUUGGUCGCCGCUAUCGGACACAUGUUGUUUGUUCCCCUGGUCGCAACCCCCGUGCAGCGCAUCUUCGAGAAGUCGGACGAAGAUGGACAGUCAUCGAGGGAUAUGGAGCGGUGGUUGGCUAUUCACCGUGUGCGCAUGCUCGUUGCGGACUUGCCGGGUUGGUUGGCGUUUGUGGGGGCCGUUCUCGUUGUAUAA
Aspergillus campestris IBT 28561 is the source of this 498-nucleotide messenger RNA. RefSeq names its product putative integral membrane protein. The coding region runs from base 1 to 498 and encodes 165 amino acids. The transcript has a single exon. Lineage: Eukaryota; Fungi; Ascomycota; Eurotiomycetes; Eurotiales; Aspergillaceae. The record is from RefSeq and is a predicted model, not a curated record.